ACUUCUCUCGCACAUCUUGAUUGGCCGUCUUGAGCCAGAUCCACUUGAAUGAUUUCAAACCCGAGUGUUUGGACAAGAAGGAGGAGGAGGGAGGCGGAGGUCCACUGAUAAUUCCGAGCUGGCUGGGUGGAAAGGAUUGAGCCCUCCGUCCACUAACGCACCGCCUCACUAAAGAGGUUUAGCAGAGGAGACGGUAAAACACGUCCGAGAGAGCUCCGCCGUGGGAAAAGUGGCUUUACUAUAGGUUGCGUGUUUACGCGAACAUUCGCUGUUCUGCGUGAAAUCUGAUUUCAUUCACGUUUUUAAAACAGAAAGAAGAGCCAGGCUGUUGUGUUUCAUGUUUUCCAUCAUUUGAAUGGAGUGGUGUCCAGCAGAGACGGUGCUCACUGUUAUGGGUCGCGGUGUGUUUUGCUGACAGGACUCUGCGUCCGGUACCUGAUUGGAAAUCACAGUUAAUCGAUUUCCCGUCGGUUGUGUCGGUUACUGACGGAAUGUGAGUACCAACUGUUGUUUCUGUGAGUAUUUUUUGCCAGAUUAGUCUGUGGCAUUCAGUUAUUCCUCGGGUUGCCGUCGCAUCAUAGUCAUAUAUAUAUAUAUAUUUUUUUUUUCCAUGUUAUUAUCGGCCUGUUGAAGAUCAGGGCAUUAACGAUACUUUCAGAUUUUGGACAAUGUAUUCGUAUUUUAACACAAUUCCGCAGUUGAGGUUAGGUUAAUGAGUUUUGAGAGUUAAUUUCAAGCAGCUGCAUAAACGAACUGAGACUCGUAGCCGCGAUAGUCAUGGCUAAAAAUCCGUCCGAGGGGCCGAAGGAUGACCUGAGCCAGCUGACGGACGACGAGCUGCUGCGGUGCAGCAAAGAGGAACUGGUUAGGAAAUUACGGAGGGUUGACAGCGAGAAAAUGAACUUGAUGAUCGAGCAUGGCAACAUGAUGAAAGACAUCAACCGGCGGCUGCAGGUGCACCUUCAUGAGAUCCGGAACCUCAAGGAGAUCAACCAGAAGCUCCAGGAUGACAACCAUGAGCUCCGGGAGCUUUGCUGCUUCCUGGACGACGACAGACAGAAGGGCAAGAAGUUGUCCCGGGAGUGGCAACGCUUUGGCCGCUACACCGCCAGUGCCAUGUGGAAGGAGGUGGGCACCUACAUGAUGAAGUUGAAGGAGUUGGAGGCCAACCAGGAGACUGUGUUGAGGGAGAACUCUGAACUGAAGGAGAUCAUCCUCAUGCUGGAUGAAGAGAGGAAUGGGGCAGGGUCCAGGAGCUCUAUAGACAGCCAGUCCAGCUUGACCAACCUGAACGGGGGCACCAGCACGGUCAGAGAUGUUGGAGAUGGGAGUAGCACAUCUAGUACAGGUAGCGCUGGCAGCCCCGACCACCACAAUCACAACCACAUACACAAGCCCUCAGAGAACAGUAAGUUGGGCCCCACGAUGAGAAGAUCCAUGGACGACCUGUCGGCACCACAUCAUCACAGAAGCAUCCCCAAUGGACUUAACGAUUCUUCCUCCAACUACAUCAGGCAGCUGGAGACGAAAGUGCGGAUACUGGAGGAUGAUAACAAUAAGCUCCUCUCACAGGCUUAUAGCCGAUAUAGCUUAUCACAAAUACAGACGAAAAAGCAGUGUAACCCAGGUGACCUUCGUGCCCUGAGGAAGGGAAUGACUCUGUACCACUCAGAGUCCCAGCUGUCCUCACUGCCCCAGCGCCAGGAAGCCAUGCACAUGGGUACCGGCCGUCUACCAACCAGCGAGUCCUCUCCAGCCACGGGCUAUCUGUCCUGCGUCCAAAAGCCAGAGGCUGUGGUCCAUGCCAUGAAGGUGCUGGAGGUCCACGAGAACUUGGACAAGCAGGUUCCUGAAGACUAUGAGGAUGAUCUCAGUGAGAAAGAGAAGGCCAUUGUUCGAGAGAUGUGUAAUGUGGUGUGGAGAAAACUGGGUGAUGCAGCAGGAUCAAAGCUGUCCAUCAGACAGCACCUCUCUGGGAACCAGUUCAAAGGCCCGCUGUAGCAUUUCAACCAUAGAAAGGGAGAGAGAUGUCAGGAUCGACGCUCACCUGAAAUACCACCUUCUUACCUGCGCCUACAUGACCUAUCAUUGCCAUGCUCCCUCCUGCCGACAGCACCCAGCAUUCCUCCGACAAACACUCUCGUGAGACUGGCUACAGAAUGGACCUGUUAGUCUGUUGUUCACGUGGACAGCUUUGCCUGUAUACGUUUUUCAGUCACUGAGCUUUUGUUGACAACCGGCAGCUAGUGUCACCGAUUCACCGCUUUUCUGCUUUGGUUCGGAGGUUUUCAGAUGCACAAAAGAUCUCUCUCUGUAAACAACUACAAACACACCCUGCUUUUUAGUCCUUUUAGAGCCUAGCUGUGCUGUAAUAAGCUAGGAAUAAGACGUGGUUUCAAGCACAGGGGGGGUUAGAAGUCAGCAUCAAUGAGGCACGUCCUUCAGAUGAGUUUUAAUUGUAGCUUCUAUAGAGACACCCCCCCCCCCAAAAGCUCUUGUCACAUGUAUCCUCCAGUGGUCAAUGAGUAUAACUAGCGUUAGCGUUCUAUAAUGUUAUAGCUAUGUGAAACCCACUGUGACCUAGCGCCUUUUGCUCGUAAGACAAGUCUAUGGAUAAUAAAGUCUAGAGAUCACUGUUAACUCGUGUAUAUUAUGUAUAAAACCAUAACAUUACUUCAUUGUUACUGUUGAUUUUACUUUAUUUUGUAUUCUAGCGCGGCCAUGUGAUCAAUAAUUGAGUUUUAAAACACACACACAUAUACACAUACACACACACACACACACAUAUAACCAGACCUUAAACAGGGUUUGCUUUUGGUAAUAAACUUUUUUUUUUUUAUUAUUAUUAUUAUUCUUUUCCAGAUGGAUUGCUCUUACUCCUUCUCUCUGUAACCUUCGUUAAAACGUAUCCUGGCCAUUCUGAAUCUGCUGUCUCAGUCUGUUUAAUGGACAGAUCAAUUUUCUUACUUUUGUGAAACAAGCUAAAAUUGUAUGCUGUGUGCAUGCUCGACAAUCAUUUUCUCAGGUUGGGAGGGCUACAGCUUUACCUUUGUCCAUCUGUGAGUGUGCGCGUGUGUGUGUGUGAGGAGACUGACUGGCUCUCUCGGAGCUGUAGCAUCUGCCUGUGAAUCCUCUUUUUGGCCAUUGAACCCCUGGUUACAACCCAACUGAAGGCUGCUGAAGACAUUUUCUGAAUCCAUCCAAAACGAGCCUUGUUGGAUCAAGGUAAAACACUAAACCUCCCCGCUCAGUUUGAUCUGCUCUGAAUCAUAAAUCUCUUACGAUGGGAUGGGGGGGGAUCACUUAGAUACUAGACCUUUCCUCUCAUCAUGGAUUCAGCAGGUGUGUUUAUGCAGUGCAUGUUCUCUUGAAGCUGAAUCUCUUUAUUUUUCUCUUAGAAUAUGAGGUAAGUCUUCCCUUUGAUGUCUCCAUACCAUAAAACACUAACAUUUAAAAAAUGAGUAUUUCUUGAUGUCAGAAUGAACAAAUACUGUUUGUCAGUGUAUUUAUUGCCAGGUGUAACAUAGUAAGAUAGAGAUGGGAGCGCAGUUGGUAACUGCACGGUCACGUUUUAAACUUCUCUGAUUUUAUUCCAUGUAUAAAGUGUUCUGAGGAGUUUGCAGAGUGACUGACGGCUCAGGCUCUCCCAUCUCUAGUGUUAUUUGUUCCAAAUUAGAACAUUUCUGAGGUUACUCAUUUGUGCACCUCGGUACUCUCAAUUAAAGGGUUAAAAAAAAAAAUAAUAAUCAAAGUCUGAUUUUUAAAAGUGUCCUUUUUUCUAGGAACCAAUUUGAAGCCAUGAUACAAUUUUGAAUACUUUAUAUAUGGCAUUUGAUUUGAAACGUGCCACAUUGUUUUUGUCAUUGUUUUAAUUUGGAACCCGACUGUCUAUUUAAAAAAUGAAAAAAAAAACAACAAAAAAAUCAACAUCUGUAGUGUUUACUACUUUUUUUUUUUUUGCCUAUAUGCUAAAUCCAUAGUACAGAAACCUAGAACCUACAGUGUAAAUGUCUAUUCCUGUAGUAACUAGCAUGACUGGAACUUCUUUUCCUGAAAUUCACCAGUAAGAUGAAUAUUUGGCAGGUGAAAACAAAAACAUGAAAUAGGCCACUUUUAGAAAGAUUUGGAAGAAAAUAAACAAGUUGCUUAA
Archocentrus centrarchus (flier cichlid) is the source of this 4150-nucleotide messenger RNA. RefSeq names its product coiled-coil domain containing 85C, b (gene ccdc85cb). The transcript has 7 exons. The record is from RefSeq and is a predicted model, not a curated record. Bases 778 to 2001 code for a protein of 407 amino acids. NCBI's taxonomy places the organism in Eukaryota, Metazoa, Chordata, Actinopteri, Cichliformes, Cichlidae. Gene Ontology annotation, cellular component: apical junction complex.